Molecule: messenger RNA, 1854 nt
Organism: Cyclopterus lumpus (lumpfish)
Lineage: Eukaryota; Metazoa; Chordata; Actinopteri; Perciformes; Cyclopteridae
Product: adhesion G-protein coupled receptor G5-like
Exons: 15
Coding region: 206-1738 (510 amino acids)
Biological process (GO): cell surface receptor signaling pathway; adenylate cyclase-activating G protein-coupled receptor signaling pathway
Cellular component (GO): membrane
Molecular function (GO): G protein-coupled receptor activity
Source: RefSeq, a predicted model, not a curated record
CUGCAACGUUCACGAUAAAGCAGCUUCUAAACAAUUCUACGAGUUGGUGCUUCAAGUGCAGUGUUCAAUGCCCAUGUUCACAGGCUACAGAACUCUAUAACUUCAGCAGGUUUCCUCACUUGCAUUUGUGCUGUUGUCACAGCAGCUGUACGCUGCGUCUUCAGAAAAAAAAUCAUAUGUACACAGACUCAGCGACAUAUAAAAGAUGGAGUGGUGGCUACUCUGUUGGCUGGCCCUCUUCACUCGUGCUAAUCCCAAUAGAAAAAACGAUUUUUCGCAAACCACAAAAUGUAUGAAGGAAGUCAACGAAAUUUUAAAAAAUGGAAACGACAACGACGCUAUUGAAGCCCUGAAGACCCUAGAAAAGACUCUAGAGGAAACGAAUGUGUCCAUGACUACAGACAUGUCCCAGAGCCGUUUUGUGGUCCUCCUGCACAAACCCAAUGGCCCCUCCAAAAGCUUUGACAUUCAUGCUAGUGGGAACAAGGUAAAAGAAGGCAGUGCUUUCACCAACAGCAGCGUGAGGGUCCAAGUGCCGAGAGAGUUGGUCACAAACGACACCAUUGUGUUCUCCAUGAUUACCUGGCCUGAAGCAAGGAGGGGCAAUUUAACAACGGGAGGGGCAGGUGUGUUAUAUGAGAGCAAACUGUUUGGCCUGAGUGUGCAGGGCAAGAAGGUUUCCUCACUUCAGGAGUCCGUCAACAUCACAGUGACUUUUCCUGCAAACGAGACCCAAAACCCCAUAUGUGUGUUCUUCAACUUCUCGACAAAGAAAUAUAGCAGCGAUGGCUGCAAAACAAAGUGGGAGGUUGGUGAGAGCAGCCUCACCUGCUGCUGCCAUCACCUCACAUACUUCAGCGUGCUCCUGGUGUCUCCUUCUUCCACCGUCUCAGCCAAAGACCAGGAGAUUCUGUCAUACAUCACUCUGAUUGGCUGCAGUCUGUCUCUUUUUGCCCUGGUCAUCACCGUUCUGCUCUUCAUCACGAAUAGAAAGGUCAGAGAAGAUGUCUCCAUGAAGGUUCACAUCAACCUGGCCAUCGCCCUGAUCCUUCUCAACCUGCACUUCCUCCCCAGCCAGUGGGUGGCAGCACAGUCCCCCACUGGGCUUUGCCUCUACCUGGCCCUCUCUCUUCACUACUCCCUGCUGGCCACCUUCACCUGGAUGGCCCUGGAGGGGUUCCACCUCUACCUUCUCCUCGUCCGAGUCUUCAACAUCUACGUCAGGAGAUACCUGCUCAAGCUCAGCGUGAUGGGAUGGGGGGCCCCUGCAGUCAUCGUGUCCCUGGUGGCCGCCAUCGACAGACACUCGUAUGGACGCGUCCUCCUGGACUCGUCUGUCCCCAACAGCACCGAAGUAUGCUACAUAGUCAACCCCACGGUGAAGAUGGUGACCACGGUGGGAGUGUUUGGCCUGGUGUUCGUCUUCAACAUGAUCAUGCUGGUGGUGGCAGUCAGACGCAUCGUGGCUCUCUCCCCGAGCGGAGAGUUUGGGCAGAGCGACCGUAACAGAGGCAAGCGGGGCGCCUGCACCCUGCUGGGAGUCACCACCCUGCUCGGCUUGUCCUGGGGCCUGGUCUUCUUCUCGUUUGGCUCCCUCACCACUCCGGGCCUCUACCUCUUCUGCAUCCUGAACCCGCUGCAAGGUUUCUUCAUCUUCUUGUGGUUUGUGAUGUCAUGGAGAAAGACCGGAAACUCAACGACUAACAAGAGUAGUGUAACAACCAGCACCAACAGCUGAGCCUCACCCCAACACACCGAUAUAUGUUCAAUUCAAUUCAAUUCAGUUUAUUUUGUAGAGCCCAACAUCACACAUUACAAACCCCCCUCAGAGGGCUUUGCAAUCUGUACACAUAC